This is a messenger RNA of Juglans regia (Persian walnut), 768 nucleotides long. RefSeq names its product UPF0481 protein At3g47200-like. The record is from RefSeq and is a predicted model, not a curated record. NCBI's taxonomy places the organism in Eukaryota, Viridiplantae, Streptophyta, Magnoliopsida, Fagales, Juglandaceae. The transcript has a single exon. The coding region runs from base 1 to 768 and encodes 255 amino acids.
AUGCCUAGCGAGGAGGAGUCUAGCUUGUCCUUAUCCUUGCUUGCUAUGCAAUUCUUCAACGAAGCUACCGGAUUGCAAAGACCCCAUGAUUUCCUAUGCAGCUGGUUUCGUGAUCUAAAAGGCUGGCAUUUACUGGAUUUGCUUCAUUUAAGCUUUAUACCCAAGGAAGACAUAACACAAAGCAGUGGCACACCAAACCAUGUCAUGCACAGCUUCUCAAAGCUCCGCUGCUCGGGGAUUAAGUUCAAUCUGGUCCAAGCGGAAAGCUUCUUGCUUGUGAAAUUCAAGAAUGACGUGAUUGAGAUGCCUCAUCUAACACUUGACAAAUUCACGUGCUCUUUCUUGUCAAAUUGCGUGGCAUUCGAGCAGUGUCAUUGCUACGUCUCCACACACUUCACCACUUAUGCAACCUUCUUGGGGUGCCUCGUGGGAAGUGCCAAUGAUGCUGGGUACCUACGCCACCACAACAUUGUGGAUAAUAAUCUUGAUAACGAUCACAAGGUUGCGUGCUUCAUCAACAAGAUGGGCAAGGACGUGAUUAUUGAUGGUAAUUUUUAUUUGUCCAAGUUGUUUGACAAUGUGGAUGAGUAUUAUAGAAAUAGCUGGAACGUGCAGCAGGCGACCUUCAAACAUAAGUAUUUUGAGACUCCUUGGUCGUUCAUUUCGGCAUUAGCUGCGUUUGUGCUCUUAUCGCUUGCAAUUGCCCAAACUUUUUACACCAUCAUGGCUUACUUGCAUCGGAAAGAUGGGUUCCCUCGGUCAAAGUGA